AACGGGGAAUACCGAGUAAAUACGGACAUUGCCGAAUCGCUUACUGCGUCAGUUGAAAUAGUGGACUGUGUUUGUGCAUUCGUUAGUUGCGGAAACAAUUCCAAAGUGUGAGUUAUUAGUACUUGGACCGAAAUGACACAGCUGACGUGUUUUUGUAUCAUCGGGGCGCUGCUGAUAACACAAAGCGCCGCCGUCUUCAGAGUGCCCCUCCAUAAAACCAGAAGCGUACGACGCCUGAUGAGCGACAAUGGGAUGUCUCUGGAGGAGCUUCAGGCUUUAGCGAGGAGCACCGGAGCACCGGACAGCUCUCCCUCCCCCAAAGCGCCCGUAGAGAGGCUGACCAACUUCAUGGAUGCCCAGUACUAUGGGGUGAUCAGCAUUGGCACCCCCCCACAGGACUUCACUGUGCUGUUUGACACGGGCUCCUCCAACCUCUGGGUCCCCUCCAUUCACUGCUCCUUCCUCGAUCUGGCCUGCUGGCUUCAUCAUCGCUACAACUCGAAGAAGUCGAGCACAUACGUCCAGAAUGGCACCCAGUUUUCCAUCCGGUACGGCAGAGGCAGUCUGUCUGGCUACAUCAGCGGCGACACUGUCUCUGUUGCAGGUCUGCCGGUUCCUGGCCAGCAGUUUGGUGAAGCGGUGAAGCAGCCUGGCAUCACAUUUGCAGUGGCACGGUUCGACGGGGUCCUGGGCAUGGCCUACCCUUCCAUAUCAGUAGCUAAUGUCACCCCGGUGUUUGACACGGCCAUGGCUGCCAAGCUGCUGCCCCAGAAUAUCUUCUCUUUCUACAUAAGCAGAGACCCCAAAGCAGCGGUAGGAGGAGAGCUGAUGCUGGGUGGGACAGACCCCCAGUACUACACCGGAGACCUGCACUAUGUCAAUGUCACACGAAAGGCCUACUGGCAGAUCAUGAUGAGCGGGGUUGAUGUUGGUAACCAGCUGACUCUCUGCAAAGCCGGUUGCCAGGCUAUCGUCGACACGGGAACGUCCUUGAUUGUCGGUCCGGUGGAGGAAAUCAGAGCGCUGCACAAAGCCAUCGGAGCUCUGCCCCUGCUGAUGGGAGAGUACUUGAUUGACUGCAAGAGGAUCCCAUCCCUCCCCGCCAUCUCCUUCAACAUUGGAGGGAAGACAUUUAACCUGACUGGAGAGGAUUAUGUCAUGCAGGAGUCUCAGAUGGGUAGAUCAAUCUGUCUGUCAGGCUUCAUGGCCAUGGAUAUCCCGCCUCCUGCAGGGCCCCUGUGGAUCCUGGGAGAUGUAUUCAUCGGGAAGUACUACACUGUGUUUGACAGAAACGCCGAUCGUGUGGGGUUUGCCCCCGCCAAGUAGAUUACUGAACUCUGGUCUGGGUGAAA
Molecule: messenger RNA, 1352 nt
Organism: Etheostoma spectabile (orangethroat darter)
Lineage: Eukaryota; Metazoa; Chordata; Actinopteri; Perciformes; Percidae
Gene: napsa
Product: napsin A aspartic peptidase
Exons: 9
Coding region: 133-1326 (397 amino acids)
Biological process (GO): proteolysis
Cellular component (GO): lysosome
Molecular function (GO): aspartic-type endopeptidase activity
Source: RefSeq, a predicted model, not a curated record